CCGGGCCGAGAUCGAAAGUUCAUCAUGCAGUGGCUUCUACACGUUGUCCUUUGCCUUUGCGCAUUUAAUUCCCUCGAGAUCGAAGCUCGACAAAUAAGGAUAAAUCGGUAUGCGGCCAGUGUGCAGGAGGAUCAGGCUGUUGAGGUUAAGGCAGCUCCAUAUCCAGCAGCGGGCUAUAGGCCACAAGGUCGCUCCUUCUGGCUGCCAGGAGAAGUGGAGGUUGAGGUCAGAGAAGUGCCAGCCGAAGUGGAAGUAGAGGUCCUGGAAGGGUCAGGACUGCCUGCGGAUCAACUAACCACCACAACCGAGUUGCCUCUUGAGGAUCUCUCGACCAGCACUACGGAAUCAACUGGAGACUGGAGCACCACCACCAGCUGGGAUUCCCUGGACACCACAACUCUUCCUACUGCAGUGGAGUCCCGUUCCAGUCGGGCUUUUGUGAAAGCCCCUUAUCCACCAGCUGGAUACCGACCAAGUCGCGCCUUCCGCCUGCCUACAGAGCAGAACCCGGAGGAACAGCAGCAGAUCUCCGCCAGCAAUUCCACUGAGAGCAACGCUGAUCACCCAGUCUGCGGUGUCAGUACUGAUCCCUUAAAACCCACACCGGAACCAGGAUCCAAGGAUGAACCUGAUGCGGAGAGUGUGGUCUUUACCGCUAACGUGGGACCGGCUGUCAUUGUUGCCAGAGCUCCGUCCUCCAUUCCGGUGGCCAUUCCCCUGCGGUCGCAACCUCUGAUGCAGGCUCCGAGGUCCCGCGGAUUCGUUUACACCACGCAUGUGGAGCAGCGGUGGUGAGAAGUACCCUAAUUCUUGUUAACAGUUCAGUAUUUUUAGUUACUUUUGUGUGUGAAAAAUAAACGACCUUUAUUGUUAUUUACCAUAAA
Messenger RNA from Drosophila eugracilis, 884 nucleotides. RefSeq lists its product as uncharacterized. The coding region runs from base 25 to 795 and encodes 256 amino acids. NCBI's taxonomy places the organism in Eukaryota, Metazoa, Arthropoda, Insecta, Diptera, Drosophilidae. The record is from RefSeq and is a predicted model, not a curated record. The transcript has a single exon.